GAUAGUGAAACUAUGCUCCAUACUUGAUUACGUCUCAACCCAACUAAGCUUUUCUUCUAUUCUAUUUCUACUUUGCCCACUUUCUCUCUCUUUCCAUCGCUUUCUGGUUCCGAUUUAGGGCUCCUUCACUCACAUCACAACCUUAUUGCUCAUCUUUUUUUCCUCUUCUUCUUUUUCAGGUCUCUCCCUCCUUGAUCCCCAACUUCGAUCCAUUUCAUUCCGAUCCUCCCCCUUCACCGUCACUGCAUAACGUUCUCAUCACUCAUACAAUUUUAUUGCUCUCGCCGUUAGGUUGUUGAUUGGUUUUGAGGACAAGAACUUUUACAUUGUUCACACAUCUGUUAUCAUUGAAGGAAAAAAGGGACUGGUGUUUUUCAGUGCUGUGAUGACAUUUGGCUUGACGUAUUGAAAUUCAUGCAAUGUCGAGCUUACUUAAUUCUUCUCUGAACGGGUCUGCUUCUAAUCUUCCAGAUGGUGCUGGGCGAUCCUUUGCUACGUCUUUCUCUGGUCAGUCUGGUGUAGCCUCCCCAGUUUUUCAUCACUCUGGUUCUAUUCAGGGAUUGCACAACAUUCAUGGGAGCUUUAAUGUACCCAAUAUGCCCAGUACACUUACGUCAAGAAACUCAACAAUAAAUAGCGUUCGAACUGGGGGAGGAGUUCAACAACCUUCGGCAAGCCUUUCAAGUGGAAGAUUUGCAUCUAAUAAUCUACCCGUUGCUCUGUCACAGCUAUCUCAUGGAGGCUCCCAUGGACAUUCAGGAGUCAACAAUAGAGGAGGAUUGGGAGUAUCCCCAAUUUUGGGAAAUGCAGGUCCUCGUAUCACAAGUUCCAUGGGAAACAUGGUUGGUGGAGGGAACAUUGGGAGGAUAAGCCCUGGAGGAUUGUCUGUUCCAGGUCUUGCUUCUCGUCUAAAUUUAAGUGGAAAUGCUGGAUCUGGUGGUUUAGGUGUGCAAGGACAGAAUCGAUUGAUGAGUGGUGUGCUUCCACAAGGAUCUCCACAGGUAAUUUCAAUGCUAGGAAAUUCCUAUCCUAGUGCUGGAGGUUCGCUUUCACAAAGUCAUGUUCAAACAGUAAAUAACUUGAACUCUAUGGGAAUGCUGAAUGAUGUGAAUUCUGGUGACAGUACACCUUUUGACAUCAAUGACUUCCCUCAACUGACAAAUCGUCCUAGUUCUGCUGGUGGGCCUCAAGGACAGUUGGGUUCUUUACGAAAACAGGGUCUUGGAGUUAGUCCCAUUGUCCAACAAAACCAAGAGUUUAGUAUUCAAAAUGAAGACUUCCCAGCUUUACCAGGAUUCAAAGGUGGUAAUUCAGAUUUUGCUAUGGAUAUGUACCAGAAAGAACAACUUCAUGAUAAUACCAUGUCAAUGAUGCAAUCUCAACAUUUCUCCCAGAUGGGGAGGACUGCUGGUUUCAGUUUGGGAGGAUUAUAUCCAUCACAUCGUACACAACAGCAACAGCAGCAUGCCCCUUCUGUCAGUAGCAAUGGUGUCUCCUUUUCAUCUGUAAACAAUCAAGAUCUUCUCCAUCUGCAUGGAACGGAUAUUUUUCCAUCUUCACACUCAACAUAUCAUUCCCAGACCAGUGGACCUCCUGGCAUUGGACUAAGGCCUCUGAAUUCUCCGAAUACGGUUUCUGGUAUGGGUUCAUAUGACCAGCUUAUCCAGCAGUAUCAACAGCACCAGAACCAGUCCCAGUUCCGCCUUCAGCAGAUGUCAUCUGCAAAUCAGUCUUUUAGGGAUCAGGGCAUGAAGUCUAUGCAAACUGCUCAAUCUAAUCCAGAUCCAUUUGGUGCACUGGGCUUGUUCAGUGUAGUCCAUAUAAGUGAUCCUAACCUGAAAUAUCUUGCUCAUGGGAUUGAUCUUACAACACUUGGGUUGAAUUUGAAUUCAACAGAAAACCUUUACAAGACUUUUCGGUCUCCGUGGUCUGAUGAACCGGCCAAGGGUGAUCCAGAGUUCAGUGUGCUACAAUGUUAUUAUGCUAAACAGUCUCCUUCCCUUCAUCAAGGUUAUUUUUCAAAGUUUUCAGUGGAAACUUUAUUUUACAUAUUUUACAGCAUGCCCAAAGAUGAAGCACAACUAUAUGCGGCAAAUGAACUUUACAAACGUGGUUGGUUUUAUCAUAAAGAGCAUCGUUUAUGGUUUAUAAGAGUUCCCAACAUGGAGCCGCUUGUCAAAACAAACACAUACGAGAGAGGAUCUUACCACUGUUUUGAUCCAAACACUUUUGAAACAGUCCGGAAGGAUAAUUUUGUUCUUCAUUAUGAAGUGGUGGAAAAGAGACCUUCUGUGCCUCAACAUUGAGGAGGGAAAAAGAAACCUUAAAUGUAAAGUUUUUAUUUAUGGAUUUAAUUUUUAAGACGCAAGUCAUUUUGAGUCAUUAGUGUUCCUUCAAUUUGGCGUAUUUCUUACAUUCUCGUAAAUCUUGAUGCACUGAGGGCUGUUAUCCCUUUCCCCCCAGCCAUAAUGUAGUUAAAUAAUGGACGUUAGGAUAAUCUGGCUGUCUGGAAGUGGCGGAUAUGGAUGUCUUCCCAAUGCACAGUGACACAGUUAUACACCUGACUCCUGGGUGUCUAGUAUUUUUUUAGCAAUUUACUGCAUGCACAAUCAUAUUUAACUUCUCUGAAA
Glycine soja is the source of this 2630-nucleotide messenger RNA. RefSeq names its product probable NOT transcription complex subunit VIP2. Gene Ontology annotation, cellular component: P-body; CCR4-NOT core complex. The transcript has 15 exons. The record is from RefSeq and is a predicted model, not a curated record. Lineage: Eukaryota; Viridiplantae; Streptophyta; Magnoliopsida; Fabales; Fabaceae. Gene Ontology annotation, biological process: nuclear-transcribed mRNA poly(A) tail shortening; regulation of DNA-templated transcription. The coding region runs from base 420 to 2306 and encodes 628 amino acids.